AUGUCCGACCACCCUGAAGAUACCUUCUUCCCAGUUCCCGCUCGUCUGCUGGACAAGGCUCAGUGCCCCGAGCCUUACAUUACCUCCGUCGAGCAGUAUCAAAAGAUGUACCGUCAGUCCAUCGACCAUCCCGAGGAAUUCUUCGGCAAGCUGGCGACGGAACUGUUGUCAUGGUCAAAGCCGUUUCACACGGUCCGCCAUGGAGGACUUGAGCACGGCGAUAUUGCGUGGUUCUUGGAGGGACAGUUGAAUGCUUCCUACAACUGUGUCGACCGCCACGCCAUCUCCACCCCCAACAAGGUGGCGAUGAUCUACGAGGCAGACGAGCCGAACCAGUCAGAGAACAUCACCUACGGAGAACUCCUCCGCAAAGUUAGUCAACUCGCAGGAGCCCUGCGCGCCCGUGGAAUCCGCAAGGGGGACACUGUCGCAAUCUACAUGCCCAUGAUCCCCGAGGCCGUGGUCGCCUUCCUAGCCUGUGCCCGUAUCGGUGCCUUGCACUCUGUCGUCUUUGCCGGUUUCUCGUCCGAGGCUCUUCGUGACCGCAUCAAUGACGGCAACUCUCGAGUGGUCCUCACCUCGGACCAGGGCAAGCGUGGAGGCAAGACCAUCGAGACCAAGAAGAUUGUCGACGAGGCGCUCAAAUCCUGCCCCUCGGUCGAGACGGUCAUUGUUUGCCAGAGGACAGGUCAUUCGGAGGUGCCUAUGACUCUAGGAAGAGAUGUCUGGUGGGGCGAUGAAGUCUCCAGACAGCCCAACUACAUAGCCCCCGAGGCUAUGCACUCUGAGGACCCUCUAUUCUUGUUGUACACUUCUGGGUCGACUGGUCAGCCCAAGGGUGUCAUGCACACGACGGCAGGUUACCUGUUGGGAGCUGCGGCGACGGUCAAGUAUGUUUUUGACUAUCACCCAGGAGAUAUCUUUGCCUGCAUGGCCGAUGUCGGUUGGAUCACCGGACAUACCUACAUCGUCUAUGGUCCCCUGGCUUUGGGAGCAACCACGGUCUUGUUCGAGUCCAUUCCCACCUACCCUACUCCCUCGAGAUACUGGGAGUUGAUUGCGAAGCACAAGGUGACCCAGUUCUACACUGCCCCCACUGCCAUCCGUGCUCUUCGUCGAUUGGGCGAUUCCUGGGUUGAGGGUCAUGACCUCUCCUCCCUCCGUGUCCUCGGAACUGUCGGUGAGCCCAUCAACCCCGAGGCCUGGCACUGGUACAACGACAAGGUCGGCAAGGGCCGCUGUGCUAUUGUCGACACCUACUGGCAGACCGAGACUGGAUCCCACAUUAUCACACCUCUUCCUGGAGCCAUUGCGACCAAGCCCGGUUCGGCCACUUUCCCCUUCUUUGGAAUCGACCUGGCGAUCUUGGACCCUGUCACUGGCAAGGAGUUGGAUGGCAAUGAUGUCACAGGAGUCUUGGCCGUCAAGAAAGCAUGGCCUUCGAUCGCUCGCACCAUCUAUGGUGACCAUAAGCGGUUCAUGGAGACUUAUCUGAGACCUUAUCCUGGUUACUACUUUACAGGCGAUGGUGCGACGAGGGACAAGGACGGAUACAUCUGGAUCCGGGGCCGUGUCGAUGAUGUGAUCAACGUCUCGGGCCAUCGUCUCUCGACGGCCGAGAUCGAGUCUGCGCUGAUUAUGCACCCGACCGUUGCCGAGGCGGCUGUCAUUGGUGCUAACGACGAAGUCACAGGACAGUGUAUCCAUGCCUUUGUCUGUCUCAAGCCCGGCAUCUCAUCCCACUCCAAUGACCUGCCCAAGGAGCUGGUCAUGCAGGUCCGCAAGGUGAUUGGACCCUUUGCGGCGCCCAAGAAGAUUUAUCUGGUCGAGGAUUUGCCCAAGACGCGGUCGGGCAAGUUGAUGAGGAGGAUCUUGAGGAAGCUUGUGGCCGGUGAGAAGGACUCCUUGGGAGAUAUCUCGACCCUUGCUGACCCCUCUGUUGUUGCUGCCUUGAUUGUUAAAGUCGAGAGCUCGUGA
Molecule: messenger RNA, 1977 nt
Organism: Linnemannia hyalina
Lineage: Eukaryota; Fungi; Mortierellomycota; Mortierellomycetes; Mortierellales; Mortierellaceae
Source: the annotation of a GenBank genome assembly